UACCAGAAACUGGAAAAUAAAUUUGCUAGUGACUACAGUCAUUAAGUUGCAGUGGUUUCAGAGUGGGGCAAGGCGUCGAAAUGAUUUUAAGUGUAUUUUUUAGAUUAACUUUAGGAAUUUGCCUUUUCCUGGCAGCUGCGUGCGUUAAUGGAGACGAUCAUUUUGAAAUACCAUAUCCCGCUAACUGUUCAACGAGAACGUUGUGCUCAGAGCACAGAAUUAGACGACCCGAUUGGAAUGAACUCUACAAUGCAGCUUUUUUAAAUGCUGAUGAUGGAAUCCUGCAAUUCGAUCUAACAAAUGGAGCAGGUUCCAAGUUGAUCAUGAAGAUCUCUGGAGUUGUAGACAAUCGCUUUCGUGUUAUCAUCGAAGAACCAGAUUUACAUCGAUAUCGCAUACAAUUUUGUUUGGAAAAGGAGCCAGAAACUAAUGAGCUAACUGUAGAUUAUCUUGGUGAUGAUGCUCUGAUUGCUUCUGACGGCAAUGGAAACAGGUUAUAUGUUUCGUUCCAGCCCAUUUCAAUCGAAUUUUACCACGAUGAUAUACUUGAAAGCGUAUUUGAUGGAAGCAGGCUCAUCAUGCAAAAUACUGAGGAAUCCCAAGCUUUUACUUUUACGGUCAAGUUUAAUGAAGCCAAACGUUUAAUAGGUCUGCACGAACAUCCAAACACCGUUAGCCUAAUGCAUACUGCUGAUUAUAAAGUCGAUCCCUACAGGUUGAAAAAUGUAGAUUAUGGGAUUUUUGGGUAUUCCAUAAAUGUAACACAGUCGAUGUAUGGAUCCAUUCCGGUCUUAUAUGGUUUUGGGGAACAUACAUCUGGAAUAUUUGUCCACAAUGGGGCGGAAAUGUGGGUUGAGAUAGAUACUGAUGAAAUGUCAGCAUAUUUUAUGGUAGAUGCAGGACUUCUAGACUUAUUCGUCCUCAUGGGACCCACUUUGCCCAAAACUGUUCGACAGUAUACAGAUUUGACUGGAAAGCCUCAUUUACCACAGCUCUGGGCUUUGGGUCACCAUCAAAGCAGAUGGGCCUAUAACAACACCGAAGAUGUAAAAGACAUAAUCGGAAAAUUCGACGAGUACAGGUUUCCCAUGGACGUACUGUGGUUGGACAUCGAAUAUACAGCGGAUCGCAAAUGGUUUACAUGGAACACUACUUCUUUUCCCGAUCCCAUUGCCUUACUGGACUGGGUUGAAGAACAGGGUCAUCGAAAACUAGUUCCAAUUUCCGAAUCUAAUAUAAAAGUUGACCCAGAAUAUAAAAUCUAUGAUGACUGUCUGAGGAACGACUACUUCAUCAAUAAUGCCAAUGGGACGCCGUUCGUUUCAGUCUGCUGGGCGGGAGAUGUCAGUUGGAUAGACUUUUUGAAUCCGGAAGCUAGGGAGUAUUAUGCCCAGUUGCAUUUGUAUGAAAACUUCCCUUCCACGUCCACUCUAGGAGGUUAUUGGAAUGACAUGAAUGAACCGGCCCUUUUUGAUAACACUUACGAGCGUACGAUUCCUUCCGAGGCCGUACAGUAUGGAAAUGUAAAGCACCGCGAUGUUCACAAUAUGUAUGGGUUGCACCAAGUCAUGACCACUCACCAAGGUUUAAUGAAUCGUGACGAAGGUAACUUGAGGCCCUUCUUGCUAUCUCGCUCAAUAUUCGCCGGGUCUCAGCGAUAUACUGCCAAGUGGAACGGAGACACUGUUUGCACUUUUGAGUACUUGCGUAUUUUGGUACCAAUGACGAUAUCUUCAAACUUAGCCGGUUUGGUGUUUUAUGGAGGAGACGUGCCAGGAUUUUUCGGGAAACCUACUGACGAACUUGCUAGUCGGUGGUAUCAAACUGGAGCAUGGAUUCCAUUUUACCGUGCCCACGCUGAUCUUUCGACAGAGCGUCGGGAGCCAUGGGUAUUCUCAGAAGAAACUCAAGAUUUAAUACGAGAAGCAAUUGAAUCCAGAUAUAAGCAUCUUCCGUAUUGGUAUACGUUGUUCUAUGAACAUACUGUUACGGGUGAUCCUCUUGUUCGUCCACUGCUUUAUCACUAUCCCAAUGACGAAGCUGCUUUCGAUAUUAAUGAUCAAUUCCUUGUUGGCAAAGAUAUCUUAGUAGCAAAUGUAUACUUUUCGGAAGCAACUAGUCUUCGAGUUUACCUCCCAGGUGAAAAUGAGUUCUGGUAUCAAGCAACUGGUCCAUCAGGUGUAUUCGAAGGUGGCCACUGGUAUACCAUCCCAGUUGAUAUUUCAUUUACGCCAGUUUUCUACCGAUCUGGAAGUAUCAUAGCACGCAAACCGAGAGUUGGUAGAACCACAGCCGAUAUAAAAGACGAUCCGCACGAACUUCACGUUGUCGUUGACGAUGAUGGAUUUGCUGAAACCAGAGUUUACAUUGACGACUUCGAGAGUUUUGAGUAUUUGAAUGAGAAAAAAUACUUAUAUGUUAAUAUUGAAUGGGACGAUGAAACCCAAAUGGGAACCGUUACUCCAAUCGAUGGAGCCAGCGACUCGAGCAAAUUUACAUUCGAAAUUGAAUCAGUGAUUAUUUACCGAAAUAAUGGAGAUGGAACUCACAGCAAGCAAACAAUAAAGCAGACUCGUGAUGGCGUUCCUUUAGUAAAUUUCAAUGUUUUAGAAGGUCCUCUCUUAUUGUAAAUUUAAAUAAAUGAUCACGUAAAUAAUCCGACUUAA
Dendroctonus ponderosae (mountain pine beetle) is the source of this 2666-nucleotide messenger RNA. RefSeq names its product neutral alpha-glucosidase C. The transcript has 14 exons. The coding region runs from base 81 to 2630 and encodes 849 amino acids. The record is from RefSeq and is a predicted model, not a curated record. Gene Ontology annotation, biological process: N-glycan processing; carbohydrate metabolic process. Gene Ontology annotation, molecular function: carbohydrate binding; alpha-glucosidase activity. Lineage: Eukaryota; Metazoa; Arthropoda; Insecta; Coleoptera; Curculionidae.